Messenger RNA from Candoia aspera, 3112 nucleotides. It is a transcript of the gene TEAD2, whose product is annotated as TEA domain transcription factor 2. Gene Ontology annotation, cellular component: transcription regulator complex. Gene Ontology annotation, biological process: embryonic organ development; regulation of transcription by RNA polymerase II; hippo signaling. The record is from RefSeq and is a predicted model, not a curated record. Gene Ontology annotation, molecular function: RNA polymerase II cis-regulatory region sequence-specific DNA binding; DNA-binding transcription factor activity, RNA polymerase II-specific. NCBI's taxonomy places the organism in Eukaryota, Metazoa, Chordata, Lepidosauria, Squamata, Candoiidae. The transcript is spliced from 12 exons. The coding region runs from base 412 to 1674 and encodes 420 amino acids.
CUGACUCACUGCUGCUAAUUUAAUUCCUCUGCUUCAUUCCAAGGAUUCCAGAGGAAAACUGUCACCUUUCCAAAAUACCACGCAGGCCUGUUGCUUCUUUGCGUACACUACCACAUCUUAGAUCUUCUUUUUUCCAAUCCUAAUGAGUGGGCAGGAACUUCUUUGAUGAGCCAAAAUUAACCCUGCUAGUGGAGCGCUUCAUUAUUCUCCCUCACUCUUUUUUUCUCCCUUGCCCUCCACAACUUUUUUUUUAAAAUAAAGCAAAGUUCAGAGAAAGUUUCUCCUUUCCUUUUUCCCUUUUCUCCUCUACUAGCACACACAAAACCAACCUCUUGAGUGUCUUCUGAAAAUAUUUCUCCUGACAUUAUAGGGCCUGGCAGCUGGGCAAAGGAGGCCAGCCCCUCCAGAGAGAUGGGGGAUGCUGGGGAGAAGGGUCUGGAUAAUGAUGCCGAAGGGGUAUGGAGCCCUGACAUCGAGCAGAGUUUCCAGGAGGCACUGGCAAUCUACCCACCCUGCGGGAGGCGCAAAAUCAUUCUUUCAGACGAGGGAAAGAUGUACGGUCGUAACGAGCUGAUUGCCCGUUACAUCAAGCUGAGGACUGGGAAAACACGGACAAGGAAACAGGUCUCCAGUCACAUCCAGGUGUUGGCACGGCGAAAAACACGAGAGAUUCAGGCUAAGCUCAAAGAUCAAGUGGCAAAGGACAAAGCUCUUCAGAGUAUGGCAACCAUGUCUUCUGCUCAGCUUGUUUCUGCCACCGUCCUCCAGGAGAAACUAGGCCUGUCGGAACCCCACUACCCACCCAGCACCACUACCCAAUCCACAGACUUUUUCCAUUUCUGGGCAGGCGAUGUAAACCAGGCCCAAACUACUCCAGACAUCAAGCCCAUCCUCCAGGCACCAUAUCCCAUCGCACCAAUUGCAGCAUCACCUGCUGCCCCAGGUUAUCACACCCCCCCAGGGAGAGUCUCCUGUCUCCCCACCACUACCCCUUGGCCAGGAAGCCAUAUUGGUACUGAAACACUUCGACUGGUGGAGUUUACUGCUUUUGUGGAGCGGCAGAGUGAACAAGAUGCGUGUAAGCAGCAGCAUCGUUUUGUUCACAUUGACCCGACACCCACGUCUGAGCCACCCCUGGAGAUGGUGGACGUACGCCAAAUCUAUGACAAAUUUCCUGAGAGAGGGGGUGGACUGCGAGAUCUGUAUGAUCAAGGGCCUCCUCAUGCUUUCUUCUUGGUUAAAUUCUGGGCUGACCUAAGCUUUUCCCUCCUUGAAGAAGAACCUGGAGGCACAGGAGGGGCCUUCUAUGGGGUGAGCAGCCGAUACGAGGGCCCACGGGCUCUGACCCUGAGUUGCACCUCCAAAGUCUGCUCGUUUGGCAAACAGGUGGUGGAAAAACUGGAGACAGCCGAGCCUCCUCACUGGGAAGAUGGGCGCUUUGUUUUCCAUAUGCAACGCUCACCGCUCUGCGAGUACCUCAUUAAUUUUAUUCGCAAACUACGAACACUGCCAGAAAAACCAAUGAUGGAUAGUGUGCUUGAAAAUUUCACCAUCCUGCAGGUUUUGCGGGAUCAAGAAACUCAGGAGUUACUACUGUGUGUGGCCUUUGUGUUUGAAGUGUCUGCCAGCGAACGGGGAGCACAGCAUCACAUCUACCGGCUGGGCCGGGACUGAGAAAUAGUUUUCACCAUGCUCAACAAAAAACCAACCAACCAACCAGGCCAUCUUCCUCUUAUCUCACCACAUCCUACUGGCUGGCAGAACAGGCGGCUGAACUGCCAGAAAACCUGCUGAGCCCUUUCAUACCAACUUUCAAGUUUACUAAUGGAUACCUCUCUGUUUGAUGACCACAAAACCAGGCUUUAGAUCUAAACAGGCACCGUUCUUCAGCAGACCAUCCUGCAGCUGUGGCAGUGUGGUAGUAGCCAUGGGGCCUUUCAACAGGUAUACUUAGGGAAGAAUACUCUUUUGGUCAAGUCAACUCCAGAACCUUGAGGACAAUAUUAAUCUCUAUGCCACGUGUAUCAUUACAACUUUCCUCUAAGAAUAUCCCCCAUGUGAUUGCCUCUCUGGGAUUUAACACUCCGUUGCAGGAAGAAAUCAUACUUCUUAGUACUCCUGUUUUGUAAGACAGUCAGGUUUUGAUGUACAUUUAUAAUUUAAUUCUCGCAAAAAGCUAAAGUGUAAACCCAUUUCUGCACUGAGCUGUACUAUGUCAGGUUCUAGGCAAAGGUUUAUAUCAGGAUACAUAACCUGAUGCUUCCGAUCCACAUGUCACACACACACACAUCCACCAAACUGUAAGAUUUAAAGUGAUGUAAGUUGAAGUCUGUUAUAUACAUGGGCAGUAAUGAUAUUAAGGUUUAACACAGCUUUUAAAUCAAAUUUAAAUUCUUGUCCUCUUGGAUUGAUCUCCUUUUUGGAGUAGAGCCUGCAGCAAGCCCUGCAAAAGCCUUUUACUAAAUCAAAUUCUCCAAGCUGAAGUUGCAUUUGGAAAUGAGAGUUCAGAAGCCUAACUUCUCCUUUGCUGCCUAGGAGUUUAAGGCCCAUGUGGGUGGUAUUUCAAAAGUAGAAAAACAAUUCACACUGUAGAAAGGUAUUGCCUUGCAAAAGAGUCAGGCAUCACUUACACAUUGAGUAUGAGAUCAUGUAGUAAGCUAUGUAUCUUUGAAGUGCAGGUGGGAGGCAUUUUAAUAUUCCUAUGAAUAAAGAUUUGCAAGAGCAUUAACAACUUGAAACAGAAAAGUUAUCUUCUAGCCCUCUUUCUUCUGCACUACUUUUCUGCUUCCAAGGAGUUUUAUAUCUAAGGAAGCAUUUAAAAAAAAUUGUUGCCCAAAUUUUGGGGAAUGAAUGGAAUUAUGUUUUCAGAUUUGGAAUUAAGAUUAUCACCUUGUUCUACUCCAUGUGUAGUCCCAAGCUUAGAUGAAACAAAAAUAUAAAAGCUAAGCUAAGCUUUGUUUAAAAGUGCAAUGUGAAUAAGCCUUAUUUGGCCAAAUGUAUUUUGACAGAUUAUCACCUUUUCUGUUUUUGACAUUCAAAGUUGCUGCUGUCUCUCCCUCUUUGGUGGGAAAGGGGGAAAUGAUGUCCUGCAUAAAAUUUAUUUUGACAUUAA